CAGGCCUCCUCCCUCUAGCUCGCCGGGAGCGCUCCCUAAACACAGGCCCUUUCCAGUGAGCUCUCCUCCUGGAGACCCCUCCACGAGGUCACUUCUCCUGGGGGGACCGGGGGCAGCGCAUCUGCAGGGGCUCCUGUGCCUGCCCUUCUCCCACCAAGCUGGGGCUUUUCCGGCAUAAACAGGGCAGGCCAGGCGCAAAGCGGGGGCGGCUUCCUCUCUCCACACUGUUCUCAGCGUGGUCCGCCCGGAGCGGUCCUGGGGCUCGAGUGGGUGCAGGAGGACGGCUCGUUGCUCUCCUCUGAAUUUCAGGGAUCUUCCGGUUGUUCAAGUCCUGUGGGUGCGGGCCUUGGGAACGAGCAGUGGGAAAGGGCUCGUUUCAACGCUGUUGGCGCUUGUCCUUAGACCUGCAAGGCUGACCUUGGAGACAGAAGGGGGCCCCGACAAGCAUCCGUAGCGUGGGCCUGCAAGUCUCCUUUCCCAGGAUGACCUACGUUGUUCUCUGGGGAUGGGACUCUUCUGCAGGGACUGCAGAAGCACCCCUGCCCAUUUCUGCUGUGUCACCACUGCCCUGGGAGGGAUGUGUGAAGCCGCUCGGGGGUUCGGAGAGAGAUGAGACUAAGCAGUCUGUCUUUUCAGCGACAGGGAAUAAGGGAUGGGGGGGGACUGGCCCUCAACGUCCUGGCAUUCGAGCUGGGGCUGCCUAAAUUCUUUCGGCCUCAGGGGUUUUACAGCAGAGCCAAGUGGUCGGCACUCCCCAGGGGGCAUCAGAUAGCAGGUCAGUGAGAAUCCCGGCCACCUACUGGGCAUCGAGGAGAGUCCGCGGAGGCCGGGUCAUGUGCAAACACCGUCGUCCGGUGCAGACCGGUGUGAGCCGCCGCGCAGUGCGACCGGUUUCCGAGGGAGGACACCGGGGGCCCCGCGGGAGGCCUCCUGGCCCCGCCAGCCCCGGGAUCCGCCCUGGGGCCUCCGAGGGCUGGACCUGCGGCGGAGGGAGACGGGCGGCGCGCGGCCCGGGGUGGGGGGCCGGGGCGGGGCGGCUGGGCCGCGGGCCGCGGGCCCCGGGCGUCCGGAGGGCGCCGCGCGACGCAGGUGCGGCGCCCCGCUCCGCCGCAGAGGAGGGCCUGCGUGCCACGGCGAGCGCGGAGGGGGCUGCGCGGGGCCGCCUGCGCGCGCCGCCGCGCCCCCGCACCCCGCCCCCGCCGGCCCCUCCCGCCGCCGCGGCUCCUUUCUUCUCGGCUCCCGGCGGCGCGGAGAGCGCGGCGCGCGGUCCGUCCGUCCGUCCGUCCGUCCUCGCCGUCUCCUGCCCGGCCGCUCUGCAGAGGUCCCCGGAGGCGGGGGCGAGCGAGCGCCCCAGGGGCCCCGCAGCCGCAGCCGCAGCCGCAGCCGCAGCCGCGCGCCCGAACCCGCAGGGCGAGGCGAGCGCGUGCGGACCGAGCAGAGCCCGCGAGCGGCCGCGCGUCCGCCCUUAG
This is a messenger RNA of Mustela erminea (ermine), 1469 nucleotides long. RefSeq names its product spidroin-2-like. The record is from RefSeq and is a predicted model, not a curated record. NCBI's taxonomy places the organism in Eukaryota, Metazoa, Chordata, Mammalia, Carnivora, Mustelidae. The coding region runs from base 834 to 1469 and encodes 211 amino acids. The transcript is spliced from 3 exons.